AUGAAAUCUGCUUUAGAUGAAGUUAUGGGUUCACGAGAUGUUGCUAAAUGUGGAAUAUCUGUCGAUGGGACAUGGCAACGCAGAGGAUACUCAUCAUUAAAUGGAUGUGUUAGUGCUAUUUCCAUCGACACUGGUAAAAUUUUAGAUGUUGAAGUCAUGUCACAGUAUUGUCGGAUAUGCUCAAAAGGUAACAAGUCAUCAGAUCAUAUCUGUGCAAACUAUAAAGGUUCCGCUGGUAAUAUGGAAGUUGUUGGUGCUUAUCGCAUCUUUGAACGGUCAAAUGCAAAAAAUGUGCAAUACAGUGAAUAUUAUGGUGACGGAGACUCGAAAGGGUAUGACAGCGUAAAAAACUUUUAUGGUGAUAAUUCAGUAAUGAAACUAGAAUGUAUUGGACACGUCCAGAAACGUGUAGGUGGAAGUUUGCGUAAAUUGAAGAAAAAGAUGAAAGGCAUAGGAGGCAAAGGUAAAUUAACUGAUAAAUUGAUAGACAAAAUCCAAAAUUAUUAUGGUAUUGCUGUAAGAAGUAAUGCAGGUAAUCUGCAAAACAUGAUAAGUGGUGUAAUAGCUGCAUUUUAUCAUAGUGUGUCUGGCAAGGAUAAUCAUUAUCAUGGCCAAUGCCCCGAAGGUAUUGAAAGUUGGUGUCGUUUUCAAAGUGCAAAAGCAAUAGGAAAAUCGCUCAAAGAAAAUGGAACUGGAUUACCAAAUAAAAUUGUCAAUUUAAUCAAACCGACAUAUUUAAAACUGUGUAGUACAGCUCUACUACAUAAGUGUCUCCAUGGUAAGACACAAAAUUGUAACGAAAGUUAUAACAACAUUUUGUGGAAUUUUUUGCCUAAAGAUACUUUUAUUGGACUUGAAACAUUUCGUUUAGGAACUUAUCUAGCUGUAAUUCUCUUCAAUUCAGGGCAUAGUGGUUUACUAUCUGUGUUUAAAAAUGUCAAUUUUUACUUUCAUGAAAUACUUUCAAAAGAAAUCAUUAACUUUGAUAAAGAACGUAUUUCGAGCUCUAUACGACAUUCUUUACCAUUGACGAAGUUAGCUCGGAAAAAAAGAAAAGCAGAUCGAAAAACUAAAUGUACUAAAUAUGAAAAAAAAGAAGGUUUAACAUAUUCAUAUGGUGGAUUUUAA
Messenger RNA from Parasteatoda tepidariorum (common house spider), 1128 nucleotides. NCBI's taxonomy places the organism in Eukaryota, Metazoa, Arthropoda, Arachnida, Araneae, Theridiidae. The record is from RefSeq and is a predicted model, not a curated record.